Messenger RNA from Leishmania braziliensis MHOM/BR/75/M2904, 513 nucleotides. RefSeq lists its product as hypothetical. Lineage: Eukaryota; Euglenozoa; Kinetoplastea; Trypanosomatida; Trypanosomatidae. The record is from RefSeq and is a predicted model, not a curated record. The transcript has a single exon. Bases 1 to 513 code for a protein of 170 amino acids.
AUGCAUCUCCACCCUCACCGCUUUACUCCCAAGGCCGUCCUCUCGCUACAUUACCCACUGCUCUCUAAUUCCUUUACUAUCUCCCUUUACCUCUUCCCAACGCUUUCCGUUCUCCGUCGAUGUGCAAUACCGUCGUUCCACUACAUUGGGGACACACACACACACACACGCAUACACACAUACACACAUACAAUGCCUUUCUAUUUUCGACGCCCCAGUACGUCGCUCACCCUGACGCCUUUCUCUCUCUCUCAUCGCAGCGCCACUACUCGUCGUUUUUUUUUCUCUCCACGCCAAAAGAUGAACGCCGCUACCUUCACCACGAAUCCCCACCGCAUCGCUCGCCUACAGCAGAACUACGAUGAGGGAGCGCAACGUGAGAAGAUUCCGGCGGAGCAACGAGAGCAGAUGGAUAGGCAGCUGCUCAGCUUGAGCCCCGAGUGCCUGUCGCAGCUCUUCGCAAAGGUGGCAGCGCUGCAAAAGACAAAAAAGGGUAAGUCGUCGGUGGCGUAG